AUGGACCAGAUACCGACGCCUGCGACCUUGUGCUCGCUCUGCUUCCCCUUCUUCUUCUCCGCGUUCACGCCCAAAACAAGGCUCGCCGCCUACGUGCGCGGCCAGUACUUCGGCUUCGUCCGGCGUGUACACACUGAACUCGAUGCCGUCGUGCGCGCGGUGAGCCGCGCAGGUGUACGCACUAAGUUCACCUUCCGCGCAGUAGGCGCAGGCGCCGAACAGGUGCUUUCCGGGAUGCUUGAUACUGGCGCCGGGGUAGACACGCACCCGCCCAUCAGUGGAGGUGCGACAAUCCGGAUUGAUGACGGGCGCUCGCUGCGCUUCUCGUUUGGUGCCCCUUCGACCCUCGUCGCUCACCUGUCGCAGGCCACUCUGGCCGUAUCGUCUAUACCGCAGCUCACUCAGCUGCUGCACAAUGAGACAGAGCAAGCACUGCUGCGGCGGAUAUGUGCCACCGGUUCUGCAUUGACUGAGGAUGUCAACGGGGCAUGGUUCGUCGAUCUGCUUAUGGGGCGUGCAGUUGGUAGAUGGGAGGGCUGUCUCCUGAAUUUUAAGAUCGCGUUUGCGGAGGAUGCGACGAUUCGUUGCGCGGCAUCAUGGCUGUACCGAGCAUCAGGAAGAUCCGAGACGACCACGAUGCUCUUCACCUCAGACGCCAAUGAGGCGCAGGGGAAGUUAUUUGACUGGCUGAAUUGGACAGUACAAGAAGCCCUCGGGAUACUGUCAUAA
Messenger RNA from Peniophora sp. CBMAI 1063, 729 nucleotides. The record is from the annotation of a GenBank genome assembly. Lineage: Eukaryota; Fungi; Basidiomycota; Agaricomycetes; Russulales; Peniophoraceae.